ACUUCACCCCCAUCAUGCACACAUACCGGGGUCAUAGAGCAGAUUCAUUUAGGCCAAUUGAUGUCCUUGAACUCAAUGAAUUUCGGGCACGCAAUCGCACAUUCAACGGUGCGUACCGCCGUACCGCCAUUGCUACCCUUGGGUACGCACUGACGGCCCUCCGACUGUUUGAUUCGCGUUUUUUUCGAAUUGGUAUUCUCUAUCUCGUUCUCUCCAUUCUCCUUUUCGCUCUCGGGUAUAUUCGUGCUCGACAUUCGCGGCAUGACUUUUCCGACGGAUCGAAACCUAGCGCUCUUUAUGAUCAGGCGCUCCCUACUGUUGGGCAGGAAGACAGACGGGAAUACGGUCGUCCAUUCGUAACGGCUGGACGUGAUGUUGUUGCUGUUGGUGCACUCGUGAUGGUAGUGGAAUUCCUGUUGCUUGUGUUUGUACUUCAAAUGUGACUCUUUUCUGUGCAGCAUCAACCUCAUAUAUUGGGUAUGGUGCGAAAAUUUACCCUGCUAGUUCUAUCUGAACUAAUUUGUAUGUAGCUAUGUUGGUCAAGCGUUAUUCAUUUCCGACUCCUAUCCUUCGCUGUUUCAGCUGAGGAAUGCAGAGCCGUCGAUACGCCAUUCAGUAUUGUAACCAUCAGUAUGAAACCCAAUCGCAUUUUCAACGGGGUCUCCAAGGAUCAACCGUUAAUACGUUUGC
Suillus subaureus is the source of this 690-nucleotide messenger RNA. RefSeq lists its product as uncharacterized. The coding region runs from base 15 to 443 and encodes 142 amino acids. The record is from RefSeq and is a predicted model, not a curated record. The transcript has 3 exons. NCBI's taxonomy places the organism in Eukaryota, Fungi, Basidiomycota, Agaricomycetes, Boletales, Suillaceae.